AUGAAUCGAAUCGUGACACGGCACGCGAUCCGUCUCGUACAAUACCGACCAACAUCNACACCCUCGAGGACCCUCAAAACUCCACUGCAACACCACUCCCGCUACCGCAGCAGCGACACCAAAAAGGACAACCAAGUCCACCCUCUCACAGGCUACUACGCCGACAUCCUCUCUUCGCGCCAAUCCCUCAGCGACCAGCUCUCCCACACCCCCACCAAAGAGAUCCAACCACAAACACACACAGCACCAACACCUCCUCCCACAACCUCACUCCCCAAAACCGACAAGGAAGAAACACUAGAAAAAGCACGCAUAGUAUUUGGCUCACGGCUCGCCGGCCCCGGCGAACGCAAAGACGAUAUCGAGACCGCGAGCAAAGAAAUCGCUGGCGUUGUUGUGCCGCCAAAACCCAAAGAGCCAGAAGGCGAUGAUUGCUGUAUGAGUGGCUGUGUAAAUUGCGUUUGGGAUAUUUACCGCGAAGAGUUUGAAGAGUGGAGAGCCAAAGCCAAGGAAGCGAGGGUAAAGAUGGAGGCACAACGGGCAAGCCAAGCUGUUGUUGAUGCGAGUAGUAUGGAUGAUGAUGGGGGUGGUAGCGAAGCGCUAUGGAUAGAGGAAAGUGAACCCAAGGCGCAAGAAACAGACCCUUUCGCCAAUGUACCCGUUGGCAUCAGGGAGUUUAUGCGCACGGAAAAGAUGUUGAAGCAGAAACAUGCCGCUCAAGGUUCAAAAGGUGGAUGA
Messenger RNA from Aureobasidium vineae, 738 nucleotides. The record is from the annotation of a GenBank genome assembly. NCBI's taxonomy places the organism in Eukaryota, Fungi, Ascomycota, Dothideomycetes, Dothideales, Saccotheciaceae.